AUGGAGGACGGAAUCUUAUCGAAUGCGAGCAAUUUAGAACUGGAUGGGAUUCCGGAUACCGGCACUAAAAUAACAACACCAGACCAGCAGCCAGAUGAUACAACAGGAGGCAGACGCUCCAGACUGGCUGCAGUGUGUUUGGGGCUGCUGUGUGUUCUUCUGCUGAUCACCAUCAUUGUGAUCUGUGUGCGCAACAUUAAAGAAAAAGAAGCUAAGGACCAAACCAUCUCCUCUCUGAGUGACAACUUUACUGCAGAGAGAGAGACCCUCUUAUCCAGCAUCACAACCCUGACUGAAGAAAGGGAUCAGCUAAAGAACAGCUACAAUGACCUGAGUGAAGAAAAAGAUCAGCUAAAGAAGAGAAACAAGGACCUGACUGAAGAAAAAGAUCAGCUAAAGAAGAGAAACAAGAACCUGACUAAAGAAAGAGAUCAGCUAAAGAACAGCAACAAGGACCUGACUGAAGAAAGAGAACAGCUAAAGAUCAGCAACAAGGACCUGACUGAAGAAAGAGAUCAGCUAAAGAUCAGCAACAAGGACCUGACUGAAGAAAGGGAUCAGCUAAAGAACAGCAACAAGGACCUGACUGAAAUAAGUCGUAAACUCCAGAAUAUAGAUCCUGAUUUAGUUAAAUGGUUGGAGAAGCUGCAUUCAGAUGGGUGGAAGAAGUUUGGAAGCAGUUAUUACUACAUCUCUUCUGAGAAGAAGAACUGGAAUGUUGCCAGGCAGGACUGCAGAAACAGAGGAGCAGAUCUGGUGAUCAUAAACAGCAGAGAAGAACAGGAGUUCAUUAAGAAGCAAAACAAAUACAUCUGGAUUGGUCUGAGUGAUGCAGAGAAAGAAGGAGAGUGGAAGUGGGUGGACGGAUCUCCACUGACCACUAAGUUCUGGAGAAGUGGAGAACCCAGCAAUACGUAUGGAAAUGAGAAUUGUGUUGCUUUUUCUAUCCCUGCUAUGACAAUCAAUGCAUGGAAUGAUGAACCCUGCUCUGCUGAUGCUUUUGGGUUCUGUGAAUUUACUUUUCCCAAAGUGUAAUUUUGUCCAGCUUUUUUUUCUUUCUCAUACACUCUUUAAAAAAAAUCUGCUUCAGAAUGUUCUUUCAGCAAUGCCACUGUAGGAUCAUGUUUAGUGAUCGGCCACUGCAAAAAA
Molecule: messenger RNA, 1149 nt
Organism: Astyanax mexicanus (Mexican tetra)
Lineage: Eukaryota; Metazoa; Chordata; Actinopteri; Characiformes; Acestrorhamphidae
Product: C-type lectin domain family 4 member M-like
Exons: 6
Coding region: 1-1035 (344 amino acids)
Molecular function (GO): signaling receptor activity
Source: RefSeq, a predicted model, not a curated record